Salarias fasciatus (jewelled blenny) is the source of this 1004-nucleotide messenger RNA. It is a transcript of the gene cbx3a, whose product is annotated as chromobox homolog 3a (HP1 gamma homolog, Drosophila). NCBI's taxonomy places the organism in Eukaryota, Metazoa, Chordata, Actinopteri, Blenniiformes, Blenniidae. Gene Ontology annotation, cellular component: nucleus. The record is from RefSeq and is a predicted model, not a curated record. The transcript has 5 exons. The coding region runs from base 156 to 680 and encodes 174 amino acids.
AUAGGGGGCACGUGGGCCUCUGAACCCGCAAAUCGCGUUCUCCGUCCCGGCUUCCGUCGGAAGCUCCUGAACGCUUUUGGCGCUGCAGGGUAGAGGUCUCGAGCCCAGAGAAAGAACCUGCGGACCGCGUGGUGAAGCAGUUUCGAGCGCACAACAUGGGCAAGAAGCAGAACACAAAGGGUAAGAGGGAUUCGUCUGAGACUCAAGAAGAGCCGGAGGAGUUUGUGGUGGAGAAAGUGCUCGACCAGCGUCUCGUCAAUGGGAAGGUGGAGUUCUUCUUGAAGUGGAAAGGAUUCACAGAUGCUGACAAUACCUGGGAGCCAGAGGAAAACCUUGACUGUCCAGAGCUUAUUUCAGCCUUUUUGGAAGCACAGAAGAACAUAAAGGAGAAACCAGCUACUGUAAAGAGGAAGGCAUCCACAGAAGAGCCAGAGAUGGACUCAAAGAAGAAAGAAGUGGCCGAGAAGCCACGUGGCUUUGCACGAAACCUGGAACCAGAGCGAAUCAUCGGCGCUACAGAUAGCAGCGGAGAGCUGAUGUUCUUGAUGAAGUGGAAAGACUCGGAUGAAGCAGACUUGGUCCCUUCUCGCGAGGCCAACACUCGCUGCCCUCAGGUGGUCAUAUCAUUUUAUGAAGAGAGACUGACGUGGCAUUCCUGUCCAGAGGAUGAAGCUCAGUAGGUCAUCGCAGCUCCUUGCUCCACCCACACCCUUUCCUCAGGACUGGAUUCUUUCCUCGCUUGCCUUCUAGUUACCUUUUUAGAUAAAAUAAAGUUUGUUUUUUUGUGCAAAUAUUUGUUCACUUGCAUUUAUGCACGUCUUUGCUAAAGUUUGUUAGCAAGCGGGUGACAGUAUUGUGUUAUAGUCAAACAAGUCUUCCAGUAUCCUGAUUGCGCUGUUUGGCAGACUCCACCACUUCACAAAUUCAUGUAUUCAAAAGUUUUAAGGUUUUAAAUGGUAGUUUGAAUCUAUGAAUCUGUCACCUUUUCAAUGUUAUGUAAAAAA